AUGAAGGGAUUGAUAUUAGUUGGAGGAUAUGGAACAAGAUUAAGGCCAUUAACCUUGACAGUUCCAAAACCAUUAGUUGAGUUUGGUAAUAGACCAAUGAUUUUACAUCAAGUGGAAGCAUUAGCUAACGCUGGGUGCACCGAUAUUGUUUUAGCUGUUAAUUAUCGUCCAGAAGUCAUGGUAUCUACAUUGAAAAAGUACGAAGAAGAGUAUGGAGUUCAUAUUACGUUUUCUGUUGAGACAGAACCUCUUGGAACCGCUGGGCCAUUGAAAUUAGCUGAAGAAGUUCUUAAGAAAGACGAUACUCCUUUCUUUGUGUUGAACUCAGAUGUCAUUUGCAACUAUCCAUUUAAAGAGCUUGCAGACUUCCAUAGUGCUCAUGGCGGUAAAGGUACGAUUGUUGCUACAAAAGUGGAUGAGCCAUCGAAAUAUGGGGUUAUUGUUCAUGACAAAUACAAGCCCAAUUUGAUUGACAGAUUUGUUGAAAAGCCAAUCGAAUUUGUUGGAAACAGAAUUAACGCUGUUAUUGAUUUAAUUGAAUUGAGACCAACCUCUAUCGAAAAGGAGACCUUCCCAAUCUUAGUUGAAGACAAAUCGUUAUACAGUUUUGACUUGGAAGGAUACUGGAUGGAUGUUGGACAGCCAAAGGAUUUCUUGAGUGGAACAUGUCUUUAUUUGACAUCAUUGUCGAAAAACAACUCGAAAUUAUUGACAUCAAACAGUGAGAAAUUUGUCCAAGGUGGUAAUGUUAUGAUCGAUCCAAGUGCUACAAUUGGAGAAGGUUGCAAAAUUGGGCCAAAUGUGGUUAUAGGACCCAAUGUUGUUAUUGGUAAUGGUGUCAGAAUCCAAAGGUCAGUCAUCUUGUCGAAUUCUAUUGUUAAAGACCAUGCCUGGAUCAAAUCGACGAUUGUUGGAUGGAAUUCAGAAAUAUAUGUUAAUGGUGGUAAAGUGUUGCCUCACAAAACGAUUUCUGAGAAUGUUGAAUCAGAGAGAAUUAUUAUGUAA
Ascoidea rubescens DSM 1968 is the source of this 1005-nucleotide messenger RNA. It is a transcript of the gene PSA1, whose product is annotated as mannose-1-phosphate guanylyltransferase. Gene Ontology annotation, cellular component: cytoplasm. Gene Ontology annotation, biological process: GDP-mannose biosynthetic process; cell wall mannoprotein biosynthetic process. The transcript has 3 exons. NCBI's taxonomy places the organism in Eukaryota, Fungi, Ascomycota, Saccharomycetes, Ascoideales, Ascoideaceae. The record is from RefSeq and is a predicted model, not a curated record. Gene Ontology annotation, molecular function: GTP binding; mannose-1-phosphate guanylyltransferase (GTP) activity. Bases 1 to 1005 code for a protein of 334 amino acids.